Penicillium oxalicum is the source of this 306-nucleotide messenger RNA. RefSeq lists its product as uncharacterized. Lineage: Eukaryota; Fungi; Ascomycota; Eurotiomycetes; Eurotiales; Aspergillaceae. Bases 1 to 306 code for a protein of 101 amino acids. The transcript is spliced from 2 exons. The record is from RefSeq and is a predicted model, not a curated record.
AUGGAUUCGACCUAUGAGAAGAAUGAGUUAGCAAUUGGUAUAAGGCUACCAAAUCUCCGUCCUAGGGAUGUUCUCUUGAAUGCCGAGUCGAUUUCACUGCUUCGGUUUGUGGCGCUCAUCCACUGUAUCGGCAUCAGUUCCAAGCUCGCCAGUGGCCACCACAUAAAGUGGACGCUCGGUGACCUCAGCAACAGCUUCUGCCGUAAGUGUUUUUACGACACCCGGACUACCCGUCAAAAGUACGACAAGGCCUUUGCCUUUGUCUUCAACAAUAUCAUCAAACACUGUGUCAUGACCAAACGCUAG